UGAAGUUAAAGCAUCAGCGUUAUUUGCUUUGUGUUAAAAAAAUUAGUUAGAUACAUAAAUUAUAGUUACUUAACGCUUCUUUUAGCUGAUUAAAUAAAAGGAUAAAAAUAACAUAUCCCACCAAAAGUCGUUUUUUAGUUCAAUAAAAAGUUAAAAAAAAAUGAUUCCCAUUCGUGACUGUGUGUGAAUGCGCUCCCUGCUCUGAAAUUCCCCCUUUUUUUAAAAUAAUGUUUGUCAUAAAACGUUCGUUUUUUGAAAAACUUGACUGUAGAAUGCAUUUACCAUUUAUAAAAACUUCCUAAUCCAAAGAAAUAUAAAACUCGUCCAAGCAAUUUUGUUAAUUUUUUUUUUUCAAAUACUUGCUUCAAUGUAUGACCACAGCAAAAAGUAAAAAGCUUCCAAUAUUGCAACAGAAGCACCGAUGCCCGAAGUAUUGACAUUAUCAGGCAUGGCUGAAGCCGAGCCAGAUUUGUCAACCUUCGAAAAUAAAACUGGCCUGGCCGAGGAUAUGAAGUUCCUGGCAUCAAUGCCAGAGCUUUGUGACGUCACUUUUCUGGUCGGUGAUACCCGUGAGCCUGUUUGUGCUGUGAAGGCGGUUCUGGCAUCUCGUUCAAGGGUAUUUGCAAAAAUGCUCUAUUCGGCUCCUUCACCCCAAAGAAAACGAGAAACUUCUACAAAGGAAAAUAAGCUUCGAUUGUUUUUGAAACGAUCUUCGGAGCCAUUACUCAACUUGCAAAAUGCCAACCAACAGAGGAGUGUUUUCAGCCAACAACUGGCACCAAUCCCCGAGCCGUCAGGACAACAACAUCAAACACUGAUUAUCGAAGAAUUUGAACCGGAUGUAUUUCGUCAGUUGAUUGAAUACAUCCAUACUGGAUGUGUUACUCUGCAACCUAGAACAUUGUUGGGUGUAAUGAACGCAGCUGAUUAUUAUGGUCUGGAAGAGCUACGAAGAGCAUGUGCUGGAUUCGUUCAAUGUUGUAUUAAUGUUGAUACAGUUUGUGCACUCUUAGCUUCCGCUGAACGGUACAUUCAAUACAAAUGCACCAAAACGUUGGUACAAAAAGUGUUAGAAUUUGUUGACGAGCACGGUAAUGAGGUUUUGAAUUUGGGAAGCUUCACCCUUCUUCCUCAACAUGUUGUUCGUUUGAUAUUGGCACGUGACGAACUUCGAGCCGAUGAAUUUACCAAGUUCCAAGCAGCACUUAUGUGGAGCAAGAAGUAUUUUGAUAACAACCCCAAUGUUGACAUUAAAGAAAUACUCGGUAAUUUUCUGGAAUACAUUCAGUUCCAUAAGAUCCCCGCGAAUGUUCUUAUGCGGGAAAUUCAUCCACUGGGACUGGUACCAUAUUCGAUAAUAAUGAAUGCUUUAGCCUAUCAGGCAGACCCAGAAAGUGUCGAUCCCGGCAAAUUGUCUCCAAACUCUAGCCGAUCCUCACAUCGUUCAAAAACCCAUUUGCCAAAGAUUCGCAAGGCCAAAUCCCAGAGCUUCCGCACACGUCGUAGUCCAUCAGAGCGACGCAGCCCCAAUACUCUCCACGCCGGGACUUUGACUUUAAACACCAGCAUUAAAAGAAGUCCCAUUCUCCCACAACCAGAUUCCAAGAGUCCAAGUAGUGUGUCUCAAAAAACACCCACAACUUUAUCCAGACAAGGAACGUUACGUGCUUCACAUCGUCGAAAAAAUAGUAUGACUGGUUCCUUAGUACUUAACCAAGGCCGCCGAAGUCCAGUGGGCUAUGUCUCAAACGAUCGAAGUCCACAAGGGAGACGAAGCCCACUCCUCUUGUCAACUGACCGCUUGAAAAGUCCAAAUGAAUUGCAAACUAACAAUUUUGAUUCCCGCAGUCCUACUCGUAGUCCUACAACCGAUCGCAGAAGUCCCACUUUUAGCAUUCACACGCAAGAGAGGCGUAGUCCGCUUGGAGCGCCAGUAGAUAGCUACACAAGACGCAGCCCUACUUCUACUGUCCAUGUUCAAGAUAGCAUGAAGACUUUUGAUGACGCUUUGACUCCUGAAGACAUAACACGCUCUACAUUCGGUCUAACGUCGUCCAUCAAACGACCAUCUCUGGGCUUAUUUACACCUAUUUAUUUCGGAGAUAAAAGAAGCCCUAUCACUGCGAUGCAUAUUCCCCCCAUAACUGUCUCUAACCCAACCGAAACUUGCAAGCUUGUGCAACGAACGGCAGAAUCAAACGCGGCUGCUGCAGCAGAAGCAGCUCGGGAGCAUGAACGUCAAAGAGAUAAAGAUAUUGAGAAAGACAAGAACAAAGAAACAAGUGAUAAAAAGGAAAAAACAAGCGUGAUGAAGGAAAUUCUGGCAUUUGUGCGCAAGCCAUCAAAGCACAUCUCAACUCGAACACGGUUUGCGAAUGCAUUUACGAGGGCGGAGACGGGUUCUUCUAGUGGUCCACUUAUAAGACAGAGCACAUUCUCUGCCAGCCCUGCGGCUUCGAGUACUGCCGCAAAGAGCGCAGUUGUCAAACAAAUGUCUGAAGUUGGAUUUGAACCGAAAAUGUCUUUGAAGUUCGCACACUACACCAAAAUGUCGCUCAAACUACGUCGAUCUGCCGCCAACGACGAUAAAAAACCAGCAACAUCCAAGGAAACAGCAAGAAAAUCUAGUGGUGAUUCCGCAACAGACAACAGCGAAACAAAAUUAGAUCAGAAGGUAUGUAAAUCAGGGUCUCCCAGUCAAGCUGAGCCUUUUGAGCUGGCCAAUGUUUACUUUGAAAAGGUAGGUGAAUCGUAUAUUAGGCACGAACAAAUUAAAGAAGAGCCAUCAGCAAAUGAUGGUGUUAAUCAGCCCAUUAGUGAAAAAUUCAUGGAAGAGGUAGCAAAAUCAUUAAAAGUAGUCACUUUGUCAAAUGACGGUACCCAGACACCACGUCGUUCUGAAAGUAGAGAACCAAUGGAGCCUCGCAUUAGUGAAGAACAGGAAGACUCAAACGAUAUUAACAUGGAAGAAUUUAGGGUAGAAAUUGAGCAGCAUUUGAAAGUAUACACUGGUGAGCCUAUAUAUGUUAAUUUACAAGAACUCAAAAGAGAUUCUGAUGCAACUGCAGCAGCAGCUGAAAUAUCAGAAAAAUUAGGAAAAGGAACUGAGAAAAUUAAUGACGGGACCACAGAGGAAAGAAUUGAUGAUGACUCUCCUUUUCCAGGUCCUUUUCCACUUCAAUUGCCCACAAUUGAGUUCGAACCACCCUCAAGGCGAUCUUCUUUUGAUCCACCGAGGUCACCAUUCUUGGAAAAUCUACGAAGUCCAAGUGGUGAUACAGAUACAGAUCUCAUUCACUUGCAUAGACUUGACUCGGGUGGCGAUAGUUUUGAAAUGGUUCAUGGAGAUCGUAACCGUGAAUCUAGCUUUGAAGAAAGAUAUUCAUCAAGAGAUACGAGUUUUGAUAUAUCACGCUACCAGUCGACAAGCUACGAAGAUCAAACUUCUAGUUUUGAAAUUGUAGAUAUUGAUGGCAAGGUUAUUGACGAAAAGAAAUCCAGUAAUGACCUGCGUAAAUCAUCAAUUGAGUUGGUUGAUGCUGAUACAUUCCAACGCACUGGUUCUUCCGGUCGCAAAUCUUCUCUUGAAACUCAUUUUGACUAUGUUCCUUCAGACCAUACUCCAGUUCGAUCCCCACACUUUCCCAUGACUAAGAAGCAUAGAAUAGAUUACUCACGGUCAAGGGAACUUCAUGUGUCCCCAAUAGGAGGGUUUUCUAGAGCUCGUAGCCCACUUUCCAAUCAAACAUCAUCCAACUAUAGCUCACGUGAUAGCUAUGAUUCUAGUUCUUCUUAUCCCCAUCCUCAUGAUUCACGAUCUCCAUAUGCGGAUCCCUCUAAGCAACACUUCCCAUUGACAAUCAAAGCAACAAAAGAAGAAGAAAACAGAACAUUUCUUUGCACAGAUAAGCGUUGUGCUUCAAUUUUCGAGCCAAGGCCUUCGACAAUUGUGACAGCUCCUAGCCCUAUAACGGCAGUUCCAGCAAGUAAUUCUAUUGGGUGUGGAGGGUUUUCGAGUGGCAGUGAAUUUGAGCCGCCUUCACCGAGACGAGCUGCCAGUGCAUCUCCCAAGCAUACUUUCACAUUUAGAAUAGUCCUUAAAAAGGUUGAUAGUUCACCCGAUGCUAUUUGUCCUGAAAAAGGAAGAGGAAGGACUUUAGAUAGGUACAGAAAGCCCGAAAGUCGUAGAAAACGUCUUUCUGAUGCAGGAAAGAGCUUUUAAAAAGCGGCUUUCUAGAGCAUAAAUAGGAUAAACAGGUUUCUCCAAUAUUUUUACAUGUAUAUUUGUUGUGUGCAUGUAUCAGUGUGUCUUUUUCCAGGUAUCUAGAUAUUUGAAAAUGUUUUAAAUUCUAAAUGUACAGUUUUAGCUGUGUAAAUCAUGUUGUUAUUUAUUAAAAGCUAUCCGGUUUUUCGGAAUAGUUAAUGUUCCAACAGAAAUAUUUCUUUAUUAUCUAUGUAAAUUUAAGAACGCUCUCAUUUUAGGGAGCCGUAUAGCUAUUUAGAUUUUAAUACGAAAUUAUAUUAAUAUUUAAAGUUUAUUGAUUUAAAAAAAGAUUAAUCGGAAAUGUUCUAAAGGACUUCAUUCAUUGUAAAGAGAGAAUUAUUUCUUAAAUACAGGGGGAAACAACCAUUUUUUAAUUGAUAUGAUUUACCUUCUACAGGAGUAAGUUGUUGGAUGCAUCAAGUGAGCUUAGAUAAGAAAUCAUAACAAAAACACUCGGAUGGUUUAAAAAAAAAAACAUAUAUGAUUGUUAAACUAAGACUUUCGAUUUUAUAUGUAUAACAAACAAUAAAUAAUUGAUUUUGCAGAACUGUUUAGCCGGUAUUCUCCAAGCGCUCAUCAAAGUGUUUUAUUUUCCAGAGUUAUCGAUUGUUAAAAAAAGACUGGAUGAUACCACUUAGGUAAAAGUUAUAUUAAUAGUAGGUAUGAUGAAUUGUGUGAACUUUGAAAAGGCUGACGAGCCUCUUAAAUUAUGAGCGUUCCACAAGAGCUCAUAAUUUGUAUAAUAGCCCAAGGUGCGUUACAAAUAUAUUUCAAAACAUACAUAGGUACAUAGUUUAGUGUUCAAAAUUCACCUGAAUAAUUUUAGAAAGAAUUUAUAAAAAUUCGUAUAUUGAAAAAAAACUCAACUCGCACACUGUUAUUAAUUAUGUAUGAAUAGGUCUAUCGAUAUUAACUUGCUGGUCCAAUUGAAUUUUUUUUAAUGGACCUAUUAAGAUUUAUUUAUAAAGCCAAAUUUGCACUGACUGACCACUUAUAAUUAAAAUUAAAUUGGUCAUUAAGCUAUAAUUUAUGUAUGACAUAAUGACAACAAUAAGAUGUUAAACCCAUUCUUCAACGCUUUGACUGGACGAUAUGUUUGAGGUAAAUAAUUUGAUAAAACAUUGUAUACGCACAAUUGCACGGAGAAAAAGACCACUUAAAAUUGAGCGGAUUUCUGCAUGGUGUUUCUACCAAGAUGACUUCCGUCUUAAAUUAAGGAAAUCCAUUAGUUUUAAAAUGAAAAUCUUCUUAUUAACAUACAAAUAAGAAGAUUUUCGUCUUAAAUUUAGUGGAUUUCCGCUUAAUUGAAGACGGAAGUCAUCUUGUUAAAAAAACUAUGCAGAAAUCCGCUAACUUUCAGUGGUCUUUUUCUCUAUGUGCUUUCACGUAACCGUCCAAUUGAUUGUUCCCUUAUAAAUCUCUAGGAAUGUGCACAGGUUGAACUCAAUUUUUAUGAGAAUUACUUUUAAAUUUAAUUUAAAAAAGAAAACUUCAAUUCGAAAGUGAUACCUUAGCUAGUUGAUUUUAUACAUUCAUAAAAACUAGCAAUGAUAUUCCAAACUACAAAAUGUAUUCCCACUUUAAAUUCCAUGUUACUUUUCUUAUACAACAUUUUAAAAUUAUACCUAAAUAUUUAAAAUAUUCAAGGAUUAACUUUCAAAUAAAUAUUAUUAUUAUUUUCUGUGGCAACCUAAUGCAUUUGACAAAGAGACUUACUUCAAGAAAAAAAAAUGUAUUUGAGAAAUAAUAAUCAAUAGAAAUGGUCAAAAAUUAAAAAAAAAUAAUAGUAAUAAUAAUAAGGAAAACUAUAUAACGUACCCAUGAAUUUAAUUUCUUUGCAAACAAAAAGGUAAGAAU
Messenger RNA from Episyrphus balteatus (marmalade hoverfly), 6121 nucleotides. RefSeq names its product serine-enriched protein (gene gprs). The transcript is spliced from 10 exons. Lineage: Eukaryota; Metazoa; Arthropoda; Insecta; Diptera; Syrphidae. Gene Ontology annotation, molecular function: protein binding. The coding region runs from base 422 to 4222 and encodes 1266 amino acids. The record is from RefSeq and is a predicted model, not a curated record.